GAUAUAUAAAACAUUCAAAACAAUGUAAAACAUCUCAACCACAACGCGACCCACCAUAUAAGCUUUUACCAUAUAUUAAAAAAAAUGUUGAAACUCUAUUGAAUCUAAACGUAAGCACUGCUGAUAUUCUUGCUCAGAAUGCCAAAAUGGUGAAAAACUGUAUAAAUAUUAAAAACGAUCCUGCGAAAAAUUUAGAGCAGUUUCUUGGACCAGACGCGAAUCCAUCAGAACUUAAAAAAGCGUGUCUACAUUACCAACCCUAUACAAAAGAAACUGGUCAUCUAGAAAUUAUUAUUAGUACUCAUGAGCAACAGGAGUUUGCGUGGAAGUAUAGACAUCAUAAUCUUAUCCUUAUGGAUGGAACGUUUGGAAUUAGCAAGAAUAAACUUCUCUUAUUCAUUAUCUUAGUUAUCGAUGAAAAUAACAAAGGCAUCACUAUUUCAUUUAUUAUCUUUAUACCACCUCCACAAAAUCGACUAACAUUAUCUGGCUAUGAUAGCAGUAUUUUGGAAUGGCUUCUUACAAUCUUCCGUGAUAGAAUUAGCACAAUUUACAACCAAAACCACCUCACAGAAAACCCAAACACUACUACAAUUACAUUUAGUCCUCUUGUUGCAAUGACUGAUACAGAUGUUAAAGAGCGAAAGUCAUUGUUAAAAGUAUGGCCAAAUAUAACUUUGCUUCUAUGUUACUUUCAUAUUAGCCAAUGCUGGAAAAAUGAAAUGAACAAGCAAUUGGGACGAGGUGGUGGAAAUGAUACAAUUUUACAACGCCAAACCUUGAAAACGUAUUUACGAAAUGUAUUAAAGGAAGCUUGGACAAUAGAUGGUAAUGAGAAUAUAGCCGCAAAAUUACUUGGAAUUUCCUUCGAAAAGCUUCCUACUACAAAUAACCAUCUUGAAGGAUUAAAUGAAUACCUAAAAAAUAAUCAAAUAAGUCGAUUUCAAAGAAAUAAUCGUCUCCUCAGAGCAGAUGUACUUUACACUGUUCUUGUAAAUGAAAUCAUACCUAACAUAUUGUCUUUGCGAAAUCUUGUAAAAAAUCUCGAGCAAGAAAAAGCAGAACGACGAAAAGAAUUCAAUAUUAUAAAACAAUUAGAUCAUAAAGUUCUUCAGCAAGAGUUUUUCAAAGUGGCUUACCUAGCUCCAAGUCUAAAACGUGAUGAAUCAGCAAAGAAAUUGCUUCAAACCAAAAAAGUAAUUAAGUAUGAAAUAGAACAAAUAACAGGAAAAAUUUUUGUUCAAGUUGAAUCCGAAACUACACCACACCUUGUCUAUACUACCUGUGUAUAUGGUCAGGCUACAGAUAUUUGUUGCCAAUGUAUUGAUUUCCUUCAAAGAGGAAUUAUGUGUAAGCAUCUGCGUGCUGCAACUCUUUAUAUAGAUGAACUUCGUCAACAAGAACAACAUGCACAUCUACCUGAAUUGACUUUUGCGACUUAUCAAAAAGCACAAAGUAUUAGUCGCAACCUAUAUACAAACCAACAAGAAAUACCAAUAAGUUAUACGAAUAAUAGUGAUAUUAGUGAUGAUGAUAAUAGUGAUAAAAGUGACACUAAUAACGAAAAUGAAGAUACUGAUAAUGAAUGUAAUGAUCAAGUUUAUGAUACGAAUAAUUUUACAUUCACCACAUCUGAAAAAACUCUCAAUUACAUGAAGCACAUUCUCGGUAUACAACACACUUUGAUGACAAUAUCAUCUGCAAGCUCACCUUCACAAACCCAAUUCAGAUCCAACACGUCCAAUAUUGCUAGUUUAAAUGCCUCUGCUAUUUACAAACAGGAAUUCCAAGACUUUCUAAUAUCGACUUCAAGAAGUCUGCAAGCACUGCAAGAAAAUUUAAAAGUUUUGGAACAUUUGAGUCCGUUUAAACAGCCAUUAACACAAGAAGUUCCAGAACAAAUGAGUACUAAUAAUCAAUAUAUUUUAUUAAAUCACCUUCAUAAUAUCGUUACCUCAGAAUCCUUUAGAAAUGCACAGCAAUUUGUGGACGUCAUGCAUGAGAAUGUAAAUUCUCAAAAGCGCAAAGCUCCUAUUACUAGCCUUCUUCCACUCGAACAAGAAACGAAAAGACGUCGGCACCCAACUUACAAAAGCUAUUAA
Scutellospora calospora is the source of this 2102-nucleotide messenger RNA. Lineage: Eukaryota; Fungi; Glomeromycota; Glomeromycetes; Diversisporales; Gigasporaceae. The record is from the annotation of a GenBank genome assembly.